AUGGAUAGUGACAUAAUUGACGAAGAAUUUGUAUAUGGAAAAAAUAUAGAAAAGAUAAAAAAAAAAAAGGAAUUAAUUUUAGAUUGCUUAAAAGAAAUAAAUGAUCCAGACUUAAAAAGGAAUAUAGUAGAACUAAAUUUUGUUCGUAAUUUAAAAAUAAAAGAAAAUAAAAAUGGAAAAUAUGACAUCGAAUUUGAUUUAAAUUUGACAACACCCGCCUGUCCUGUUAAGGAUGAAUUAUUAUCAGAGUGUAAAAAAAAACUGAAUACAUAUGACUGGAUAGAAGAUAUAAAUAUUAAUAUCACAUUUUUUAGUUUCAAUGAAAAUGAUAGAAAAAAAAAUAUAAAGAAAAUUGAAAAUAUUAUAUUAGUAUAUAGUUGUAAAGGUGGAGUAGGAAAAUCAUUUUUUUCUGUUAAUUUUGCUUAUUAUUUAAAAAAACAAGGAGCUACAGUUGGUCUUUUAGAUGCUGAUAUUAAUGGCCCAAGUUUACCAACACUAUUGCCUUUUGAUCAUUCAUAUGCUAAAUUUAAAGCUUUAAAAAAAAAAAAAAAAAAUGGUAUUAAUAAUAAAAUAUUUUAUGAACAGGAAAAAAUAAAUAAUAUAAUUGACCAAGAUCAAAAUCAUACUUUUUUAAAAAAAGAAAGUUUUCAGGAAAAUUAUUUUUUUGAUAAAACAAAAAAUAUUAUGAAAAAUUUGAAUAAUGUUAACCUAAUAGAUGAAAGACAUGAUGAAAAUUUUAAAUUAAGGGAAAAUAAUAAUAAUAAAAUAUAUAGCGGUUUAUUUGAAUCUUAUACAAAUGAGGAUAAUGAAAAUGAAGAAAAAAAAAAUGAUAUUAUUGAUAGUCAAAAAGAAAAUAAUGAUGAUGAAAAAGAAGAAAGAGGUGAUUACAAAGAGGAAGAAGAUAUCACAAUCCCAUUAAUAGAACCAUUGAUAUAUAAAAAUGUAAAAUUAAUGUCAUAUGCAUAUAUAAAAGAUAAACAAAAGUUGGGUUUUGCCUCUUUUAGGGGUCCAAUACUAAACGAAUUAAUUAGCGAAUUUGUUCAUAAUGUAAAUUGGGGUGUAUUAGAUUAUUUAAUUAUUGAUAUGCCACCAGGUACUAGUGAUAUACAUUUAAAUUUAUUUGAAUCUGAACAUAUCGAUGGUAUUAUUAUGAUUACUACUCCAAAUGAUUUAUCUAUUAAUGAUGCCGAAAAAGGAAUAAAUAUGUCUAACUAUUUUAAUAUUCCUAUUAUUUGUUUAAUUAUAAAUAUGAAUUAUUUUAUUUGUGAUAAUUGCGAUAAAAAACAUUAUAUUUUUAACAAUUGUGAUAUUAAAUCUUUACAAAAAAAAAUAAGCAAAAUAUAUGAAUUCCCAUUUCAUCCUCUUGUAUCAAAAAAUGUAUAUAACAAUACUGAUUUUGAUCAUGUCGAAAGUGUGGAUAAAGAAAAGGGUUGUAAAUUUUCAGAUGAAAAAGAUUGUAAGUUUCCAUUUAUACUAUCCUCUGAAAAUCAUUAUUUAAUUCAAAAACUUGAAGAGAUAUUUGAGAAUGCUACAAGAGAAAUUUCAAUUAUAAAAUAUAACCAUACCUUAAAUUUACCAUCUAUACAGAUUUAUAAUAAAUAUUAUAUACAAUUAAGUUUUGAUUCAAUUCAAAAUAAAUAUGUUUUUUCAGAUGAUGUAUUAACUUGUAAUAGUAAAGAUAUACGUUUAAAAUGUGCUUGUGAUAUAUGCACAAAUUUAAAAAAAAAUAAUCCACAAAAAAAAAAAAAUAUAAAAAAAUAUAUUUUUAAUCAUAAUAUAUAUGUAAAGGAAAUAAUUAAAUUAGGCGCAUAUAAUGUUAAAUUUAUUUGGUCUGAUGAUCAUGUUUCUAUUUAUUCAUAUUCAUAUCUAAAACACAUAUUUCAAAAAAAAAAAAUAACUGGCCCAAUUCCAUAUUGCAGCUCUAAUAAUAUAUCCAAAUAUGAUUGGUAA
Plasmodium yoelii is the source of this 1950-nucleotide messenger RNA. RefSeq names its product Fe-S cluster assembly protein, putative. The transcript has a single exon. Gene Ontology annotation, biological process: iron-sulfur cluster assembly. Lineage: Eukaryota; Apicomplexa; Aconoidasida; Haemosporida; Plasmodiidae. The coding region runs from base 1 to 1950 and encodes 649 amino acids. Gene Ontology annotation, molecular function: ATP binding; ATP-dependent FeS chaperone activity; 4 iron, 4 sulfur cluster binding. The record is from RefSeq and is a predicted model, not a curated record.